Elephantulus edwardii (Cape elephant shrew) is the source of this 563-nucleotide messenger RNA. It is a transcript of the gene CXCL14, whose product is annotated as chemokine (C-X-C motif) ligand 14. Bases 187 to 486 code for a protein of 99 amino acids. Gene Ontology annotation, molecular function: chemokine activity. Gene Ontology annotation, cellular component: extracellular region. The transcript is spliced from 4 exons. The record is from RefSeq and is a predicted model, not a curated record. NCBI's taxonomy places the organism in Eukaryota, Metazoa, Chordata, Mammalia, Macroscelidea, Macroscelididae. Gene Ontology annotation, biological process: cell chemotaxis; antimicrobial humoral immune response mediated by antimicrobial peptide.
AAGCGCAGAGCGCAGCGCGCCCCGACAACACAGAGACAUCCACCGACGGGCGCAGCCGGCGCGAGAGGGGCUGGGAGGCGCGCUCCGGGCACCGCGAGCAGAGCCGCGCGGCGUCUCUGAGCCACAGCUCGGACUGACGUUGCGGUCCCCGCGUCCCUGCUCCUGCGCCGCGUCCCUCCGGUCAGCAUGAGGCUCCUGACGGCUGCGCUGCUCCUGCUGCUCCUGGCGCUGUGCGCUGCGCGCGUGGAUGGGUCCAAAUGCAAGUGCUCCCGGAAGGGACCCAAAAUCCGCUACAGCGAUGUGAAGAAGCUGGAAAUGAAGCCAAAGUACCCGCACUGCGAGGAGAAGAUGGUGAUCAUCACCACCAAGAGCGUAUCCAGGUACCGGGGUCAGGAACACUGUCUGCACCCCAAGCUGCAGAGCACCAAGCGGUUCAUCAAGUGGUACAACGCUUGGAACGAGAAGCGCAGGGUCUACGAAGAAUAAAAUGGAAAAAAAAACACCCUGAUAUGAAAACUCCAAGCUGGUUGGGAGACUUGAGCAAAAGACUUUGCCUAUUAAAA